AUGACGCUCUAUUACACUCUCGUCUUCAUGCUCCUUGUGACGGAGAUGGCAUUAUUCAUGCUGCUUGUCAUUCCCAUGCCAUUCGGUAUCCGCCGCAAGCUCUUCACCUUCAUCUCCGAGAACCCCAUAAUAGCGAGGUUGCAACAUGGCUUGAAGAUAACCUUCAUCUUCAUCCUCAUCCUCUUCAUCGACAGUGUCAACCGCGUCUACCGCGUGCAAGUUGAAUUGGCCGCUGCCACUGAUGGCAUCAAGGGCCAAGGUGCUGUCAUGGGCCACGAGCGCCUUGAAGUCCAAGCUCGCAAGUUCUACUCCCAGCGCAACAUGUACCUCUGCGGUUUCACCCUCUUUCUGUCCUUGAUUCUCAACCGCACCUACGUCAUGAUCAUCGAAACCCUUCGCCUUGAGGAGAAGCUCAAGCAAUACGAGGGUACCGACAAGAACACCAAGGAGAGUGCCAAGCUCGCUGCUGCCGGAGACGCCGGUGAGAUCUCCCGUCUCAAGAAGGAGCUCACCAAGAAAGACCGGGACAUUGAGACACUCAAGAAGCAGUCCGAGGGUCUGCAACGCGAGUACCACGACCUCACCGAGAAGUAUGGUGCCACGCAGCCCGCUGCUGGCACUCGCAAGGACAAAUAG
Molecule: messenger RNA, 636 nt
Organism: Truncatella angustata
Lineage: Eukaryota; Fungi; Ascomycota; Sordariomycetes; Amphisphaeriales; Sporocadaceae
Product: B-cell receptor-associated protein 31-like-domain-containing protein
Exons: 4
Coding region: 1-636 (211 amino acids)
Biological process (GO): intracellular protein transport; endoplasmic reticulum to Golgi vesicle-mediated transport
Cellular component (GO): endoplasmic reticulum; endoplasmic reticulum membrane
Source: RefSeq, a predicted model, not a curated record